AUGGGUCUGAAAAGUGCCCAGAAGGCCUUGUUCCCCUUGCGCUCCGUCUCCGACGUGGUGCGCCUCUUUGCGCUGGAGCUUCACCGGGAGCAUCCGGACCUGGUGCUCCUCUCGUUGGUGCUGGGCUUCGUGGAGCACUUCCUGGCCGUCAACCGGGUCCUCCCCACCAACGUGCCGGGCAUCAGCUUCGAGCCGGCCCAGGGUCCCGAAAGCCUGACCUACUUCCCCGUGGCGGACUUGAGCAUCGUGGGCGCCCUGCACGCCCGCUUCACCGCCCAGAUCCGAGGCGCCGUAGAUCUCUCGCUGUACCCCCGGCCGGAGGGUUACUCCUCCCGGGAACUGGUCAAGAAAGUCUCGGACGUCAUCUGGAACAGCCUGAGCCGUUCUUACUUCAAGGACCGAGCCCACAUCCAGUCGCUCUUCAGCUUCAUCACAGGUGGGGGCUCCGUAGGGACCAAGUUAGACAGCUCUGGGGUGGCCUUUGCGGUGGUCGGAGCGUGCCAGGCGCUGGGGCUCUAUGACGUGCACCUGGCCCUCUCGGAGGACCACGCGUGGGUCGUGUUCGGCAAGGACGGGGAGCAGACGGCCGAGGUCACGUGGCACGGGAAAGGCAACGAGGACCGGCGUGGGCAGACGGUCAACUCGGGCGUAGCGGAACGGAGUUGGCUCUACCUGAAGGGUUCCUACCUGCGUUGCACCCGGCCGAUGGAGGUUGCUUUCAUGGUUUGUGCCAUCAACCCCUCCAUCGACCUGCACUCCGACAGCCUGGAGCUGUUGCAGCUCCAGCAGAAACUAUUAUGGGUCCUCUACGACAUGCAGCAUUUGGAGAGGUAUCCCAUGGCUUUGGGGAACCUGGCUGACCUGGAGGAGCUGGAACCCACUCUGGGCCGUCCUGACCCCCUUUUCAUUUACCACCAGGGGAUCAGCUCAGCCAAGCAGUAUUAUCACAACGAGCACAUUUAUCCCUACAUCUACUUGGCCAGCUAUCACUGCCGCAACAAAAAUGUCAAGGACGCGCUAGAGGCGUGGGCUGACUCGGCCACUGUGAUCCAGGAUUACAACUACUGCCGAGAAGACGAAGAGAUUUAUAAGGAAUUCUUUGACGUGGCCAACGACAUUAUUCCCAAUUUGCUCAAAGAGGUGGCCAGCCUGGCGGAUUCCGCCGAAGAGAAGGGAGCCGGGGAGAAAGGAGAGGCUUCGCCGUCUCAAACGGGCGGAUCGGCGUUGCAGGACCCCGAGUGCUUUGCCCACCUUCUGCGCUUCUACGACGGCAUCUGCAAAUGGGAAGAGGGCAGCCCCACGCCGGUCCUCCACGUGGGGUGGGCCACCUUCCUGGUCCAGUCCUUGAGCCGCUUUGAUGGGACGGUGCGGCAGAAGGUGACCCUGGUCAGCCGGGACCUGGAUGCGAACGACGACGACGACCAAGGCAGCGAGGAUCCCCGGGAAGGCCGGCGUCGGGGUCCCCGGCGAGAAUCCAAGCCGGAAGAGCCACCCCUGGCCAAGAAGGCCACAGAACGUCGACGCCCGAGCGCCACCCAGCGAUCCGACCGGCCGCUUCCGGAGAAGGAGGAGGGUCUCAGCAGCGGCUCCAGCCCCCGCCCCGAAGGCCCCGUCCUCACCUUUCAAAGCGAGAAAAUGAAAGGGAUGAAGGAACUCCUGGUGGCCGCCAAGAUCAACUCGAGCGCCAUCAAGCUGCAGCUCACGGCCCAGUCACAGGUCCAGCUGAAAAAGCAGAAGAUUUCUGCGCCCCGAACAUACGCCCUGUCCUUUCUCAAACGGCCCCGGAAGUCUCUUUGA
Molecule: messenger RNA, 1797 nt
Organism: Protobothrops mucrosquamatus (brown spotted pit viper)
Lineage: Eukaryota; Metazoa; Chordata; Lepidosauria; Squamata; Viperidae
Gene: MEN1
Product: menin 1
Exons: 9
Coding region: 1-1797 (598 amino acids)
Biological process (GO): regulation of transcription by RNA polymerase II; negative regulation of cell population proliferation; negative regulation of cell cycle
Cellular component (GO): nucleus; histone methyltransferase complex; chromatin
Molecular function (GO): Y-form DNA binding; transcription cis-regulatory region binding; chromatin binding
Source: RefSeq, a predicted model, not a curated record